AUGGCCUUGCAGCAGCAACAGCAGGGAGCCCAACAGCAGCCGCUGUUGACAAUGGGGCUGCAGCAGGGACAGCAGCAACAGCAACAGCAACAGCAGCCUCAAGCCGCCGCCGCAGCAGCCGCACCUCCCCCACAGGCUGCUGCAGCUCAGCAGCCUCGCCUGCAGUUUCCGCAGAACCAACUACCUGCCAACUUGCACGUACAGCAGCAACUGCUGCGGAUGCAGCAGCAACAGCAGGGCAUCACGGCGAAACUUCAGGGGACGUCUGGUGCUUCGGGCGUCCAGCAGAGGCUUUUGCACUUGGAACAACAGGAACAGUUCCUGCAGCAGCAGCAGCAGCAGCAGGAACCUGAAAAGGUUCACUGGGUCCAGUGCGACCGCUGCGACAAGUGGCGCGUCGCUCCCUACGAAAUAACAUUGCCCAGCUGGGUGUGUGAGCAAAACACUUGGGACCGGCGCUACGCUUCCUGCAGUGUACCGGAGCAGCCAGACCCGGCUGCACAGAUGCAGCAGCAGCAGCAACCCACUCGCAAUCAGCAGCAAGUGCUUCAGCAGCAGCAACUGCAACAGCAACAGCUGUUGCAGCAGCAGCGCGGUGCUGGUGGUGCUGCAGCGAGACCAAAGGCGAAGGCGAAGGCGAAGUCGAAGGCUACGUCCAAGGGAACGGCGGCGGCGCAGCGGACAGUUCAGAGUGGCAACGGAGCAGGAGAUGCAGGCUCGGCAGCAGCUUCAGGAGGAACGCCUGUUCUUGCUCCAGGGCUCAUACCUCCUGCGGAUGCUGCUGCGUCUGCUGCUGCGCUUGUGCGACAGAACCUCUUGCAACAACAGCUGGGACAGCAACAGCAGAGGGGUGGUCCAGCUGCCGCAAAUAAUCUUCCGGCGCUACAGCAACAGUUGUUGCAGCAGCAACUUCAGCACCAGAUGCAGCAAGCGCAGCAACAGCAGCUUUUGCAGCAGCUACAGCAACAACAACACCAGCUGCUGCAGCAGCUGCAGCAGCAACCGCCAGUCGUGUAUGACAAUUGGGUGCAAUGCGACGCCUGUAACAAGUGGAGAAGAGCCCCGAAUCCAAUCACAAGCGAGAAGUGGUUCUGCCGAAUGAAUACCUGGGCCCCACAGUUCGCUUCUUGUGAAGCUCCUGAGGAGCCCGAUCCUGCGCAGCAGGAGCAACAGCAGCAGCAGAGUCAGCAGCGGCUUCUCGAGGCAGCAGCAGCCCUCCAGAGGCAGCAGCAGCAGCUCCAGCAAAGCGCUGCAAAAAGACAGCGAACUGCAAACGUUUCUAGGGCUGCAGAAGCGACGAAACCAGACACAAAGGCGGACCCUCCGGCGCAGCUCCUUCGACAGCAGCAGCUCGCUGCUGCUGCUGCUGCGUCUGGCCAACGCAGUGCCACGCCCGCUGCGCAGCAGCAGCUACAACUGCAGCAGCAACUGCAGCAGGCGAAGCUCCCACAAGGCCAACAGCAGCAGCAUCCUGCAGCGUCGGCUUCCACUGGAGCUGGAGGGCAGCUGCAACAACUACAAUUGCUACAGCAGCAGCAGCUGCAAUUACUUCAGCAGCAACAGGUUCGGCUGCUCGACGCUGCGCGCAGAGCGACACCCAAUGCGGCAGCGAACGCUCCGGGGGCUGCAGUAGCGGCGGCUCCCGCGGCUGGUGGAGCUGCUGCAGGCACUGCAGAGCGUCGUGAAGGAGUUCCAGAGACAGCUGCAGCAUCAGCAACAGAGCGUGGUGGGAAGUGGCUUGAGUGUCGUUCAUGUAAGAAGUGGCGCCGAUUACCCGCUGACGUGGAUGCCGAGGCUCUUCGCCCCAAAUUCUUUUGUUAUUUGAACAUGUGGGACCCGCAGCACAACGCGUGCGCAUCACCGCAGGAGCCGUGGCAGCAACUACAGCAGCAUCAGGAGGUACAGGGGAAGGCUUCGCCAGCAGCAAAUGCUGCUUCGGCGGCUCCGCUGCAGAAGGCUCCCCACCAGCCUGCAGCGCCAGAUGCCAGCCGUCAGGACAAGACGGACAACGUAGCAGCAACGCCGGCGCAGCAACAGCAGAUCCCCAGAUCAGGGGGGCAGCUGCAGGGAGAUACUGGAGGGGCUGCUUCUCUUCAUCAGCAGCUACAAGAGCAACAGUUGCUGCUUCUCCGUAUGCAGCAGCAGCAGCAGCAGCAACGUGCUGCUGCCUCCUCCUCCGGUGUGGCGGGGGGGAGUACGACGAAACCCGGGUCGGGAGCUUCCGGAGCAGCAGCUGGGACAGAAGACGAUGACGAAGAGGGGGAAGACGAUAUCGAGGGAGAAGGCGAUGAAGAUGAAGAUAGCGAAGAUACUGGCGACUCCUCCGACUCUGAAUCCGACAGAGGCGCCGGAGGAGGCCCAGGCGGUGGCGCGGGCGCCGGAGGUCCCUCCGCCGGAGGCUCCAGCGGGACAAGUGCGGGGGCCGGGGGCGGGGCAAGCCGCACCGCGCAACCUCCCACGCAGGGGCCACCAGGAACAGGCAAUUUCGGUGCGGCUGCUGCGGGGGGUGGGGGAGUUGCGGCGAAGGCCGAAUUGGGGGCAACUGAAACUGAUAAUGACUCCAGCAAUAAUUGCAACAAGGGCACUGCGAGUGGACAUCCUGUCCGUUUCUUCGAUGUGCUUAUUGUUGGCGGUGGCGUUGCUGGUCUGGCGGGAGCUCUCCAUUGCCAGAGAGCAGGAGUGGAUUAUCAGGUGAUAGAGGCAAGAGGUCGUUUGGGGGGACGCGUGUGGUCGGUGACGCUCCCAGCAUCGCCGGAGGAGCAGCAGCAGCGGCAGCAGAAGGGGGUUGGCAGGAAGGCAUGUGGUAGAAAGGGAAGGUCAGGGAGGGAUGGCAGCGUCUGCAUUGAUGGAGGGGCCAAUUACAUGCAUGGGCUGACGGGGAACGAGAAUGAUGUCAGGCUGAAGCCUCGUAGAAAGGGUUGUAGCGUCUAUCACCUCGCUGCUGCUUCUCCAGAGUGCCGCGUUGCUGUAGUUCCUGGGGAAACUGGAUGGGAAAAUCCUUACUACUUCGAUUGGCUAAGAGGAGGGCGGCGUUUCUGCAUGCUGGUUGUGUCGCUUGCUCAUGCUCUUUUUUCGCGCCUCGCCACUCCCGUGUCGUUGACUGCUGGGCAGCAAGGAACAGGGACAUCCGUUUCUGUUCUUACGCUGCUCAAUAGGGAGGCGGCUGCGCUUCUGGAGGCUGAAGGAACAGCGGAUGCAGCGACAGUUUCUGCUUCACGAGGGCUCCUGCCUGCAUGCGAAAUACAUCAUUCAGGGUCCGGGAAUGCAGACACCCCACCUCACCAGAAUACUUUCGAGUCAUUAGAUUUGCCAUCAGCGUUGAGGGGGCUGGUGGAAACGCUGCUACAAAGGCUGAAGAAUUUAUGUUCCUUGGCCAUUUCAGGGGUUGACAAGAGCAGCAACAGUCCCAGUGGAAGUGAAAUUGCUGUAGGCGAGUGCUGUGCUUGCCAUGUGGAGGCGAUGGUCGUCCGGAUGCUACGGAGCCGGUUCGGCUUCGUAGCUCCUUUAGGGGACGUUAGCGCCGCCUUUUUUGCCUUCUUUCAGACUCCCAAGCUGAAGCGCGACGUGGAGAGAUAUCACGACCCGAAGUAUCGGCUCCUUGCUUGGCCUGGGUUGCAGCGCUAUGCCAAGAAUUUGUCAUUCGCAUUUGCGGAGAGAGACCGGAAGAAGUCGCAGGUUGUUAGGCCGUUUGCAGCUAUACCUCCUUCCGUAUCUUCCGACCUCAUCUGCAUGAGCUGGAGGUGGCUUGUGGACAUGCUUCGUGGCCAGCUGUCACCAGAUCGACUCCGUCUCAACACUCGCGUCUCCUGUGUCUCUGUUUCGGAAGAAGACUCUGCAUUCCCUUGUCUUGUCCGAUGCCACUCUGACGAGAACUCUAAUGAAGCGCAAGAGCUCCGUUCACGGUUUGUCCUCGUAGCGCUGCCCGUAUCUCUGCUACAACAGCCUCCAGAGGAAGAUGAGGGGGCGGCUGCUUGCGUGACGUUUCAGCCACCUCUCCCAGCCGAGAAGGUGGCGGCUCUCGCGGCUGUCGGCAUGGGCGUGCACAACAAGGUGGUGCUGCGGGUUGCGCCAUCCGACGUCUUCUGGUCGCAUUCGAUUCCUUCUUUUUCUUCCCCUUAUUCGCGCUUCCAGUAUUUGAACCUACAUGCAUACGGGAAGAAGGGGUGUAUUCUAGCCCAUCUGUUCCCUCCUGCAUCCCUUGCUAUUGACUCCCUGACUGACGAAGAGGUGGCUCAAGAGGUGCUUGAUGACCUGCGAAAACUGUUUGGUUACGUCCCUCGCCCAGCCCUUGUAGCUUCUGUUGUCACCCGUUGGCAUUCCGACAAGUACUCCAGGGGGUCUUACUCAUACCCAAAACCUGGUGCCGACAUGGCAACGCACUGGCGCUGGCUGAGGGCUCCACAUCCUUUAGAAGCUCCCCGGGUAGCGUUCGCUGGAGAAUUUUGUUCGGAUUCUUACAGCCAGUGUGUUGAUGGAGCGUUCGACACUGGCAUGCGCGCAGCGCAAUCCGUUGUACAGUUUGGUCUGCGGCUCCAUCCCUGCACAAAAGACAGACGGGAACGGGAGCCGGAGAAGCGAGAUGACACUGCCGUGGAAGCAGAACGGCUUCAGCAGCAGCAUCGUAACCGACGGCAAAACCGUGCAUGCCGAGAGGUUAAAACAGGGAGCAAGCAGCAGCGCACGCCAAAAAGAUAUAGAAGGGAGACUCUCGAUUCAGCUGAAGCGAAGGCAAGAAUUGCAAUUGCUCGCGCAGAACUCGAACAAACAAAGACGAAAUAUUGCGGGGAUGACUGCUGCCCAAUGCAGGAGUGCCCGGACAGCUCCCAUGCUGGAUUUUACUUAACAGAUGGAAGUGACAUGACUGAUUGUGAUGAAGCCGUUACAGAGUGUGGGGCGCAUGAGGAGCUGGGAAAGGCUUACGGAAAGAACACGCGGAUGAUGCUUGAGAAGUUCCAGGCCCUUCUGCGUUUCAAUCACAAGCAGCUAAAGUGUUCUCAGUCGAGAUGUUCUCCAGCGGAAGCUGGCCCAGCUGGUUUUGCACGGCCUGCCCGUGCAAGGGCGUAA
Molecule: messenger RNA, 5064 nt
Organism: Eimeria mitis
Lineage: Eukaryota; Apicomplexa; Conoidasida; Eucoccidiorida; Eimeriidae
Exons: 11
Coding region: 1-5064 (1687 amino acids)
Molecular function (GO): oxidoreductase activity; zinc ion binding
Source: RefSeq, a predicted model, not a curated record